Lytechinus pictus (painted urchin) is the source of this 3871-nucleotide messenger RNA. Its product is annotated as pinopsin-like. Gene Ontology annotation, cellular component: photoreceptor outer segment; plasma membrane. NCBI's taxonomy places the organism in Eukaryota, Metazoa, Echinodermata, Echinoidea, Temnopleuroida, Toxopneustidae. The transcript is spliced from 5 exons. Gene Ontology annotation, molecular function: G protein-coupled photoreceptor activity. The coding region runs from base 20 to 1474 and encodes 484 amino acids. The record is from RefSeq and is a predicted model, not a curated record. Gene Ontology annotation, biological process: G protein-coupled receptor signaling pathway; phototransduction; cellular response to light stimulus.
UAUCAUUGGAUCUAUUGUGAUGAAUCAUUCAACCCCAAAUAUGAACUCGACACCAUCCUUUCCUGGAUCAUCACCGUGGACUUCAACGCUUAAAUCGACUUCAAUGUCGAAUUUUAUGACAGAUGUAUUGACAACCGUCAACGCUUUCAGCGGCAUAGGAAACGCGACGCCGCCCUCUACGUUUGGUCCAAGCAGCCUGGUGGUGCCUGUUUCAAGGUCAACGUAUAACUACCUCACAGUCUACACAGGUUUUCUAACCAUCUUCGGGAUACUCAACAACGGCUUGGUGAUGGUUCUCUUUGCUAGAUAUCCAUCAUUACGGCAUCCUAUCAAUAGCUUUCUCUUUAAUGUCAGUUUAAGUGAUCUCAUAAUCUCGUGCCUGGCCUCACCCUUCACUUUCGCCUCAAACUUUGCAGGUCGAUGGCUCUUUGGAGAUUUGGGAUGUACCCUUUAUGCAUUCUUAGUUUUUGUUGCUGGGACGGAGCAGAUUGUUAUUCUGGCAGCCCUUUCAAUUCAACGAUGUAUGCUGGUUGUAAGACCAUUCACUGCUCAGAAGAUGACCCAUAACUGGGCUGUAUUUUUUAUUGCUCUCACAUGGAUCUACUCACUUAUCAUCUGUUUACCACCUCUUUUCGGAUGGAAUAGCUACACUUAUGAAGGACCAGGAACGGCUUGCUCUAUUGCUUGGAACUCCAACUUACCCGGUGAUUCUAGUUACAUCAUCUUCAUCUUUGUCAUGGUUCUCGUUAUCCCAUUUACCAUCAUCAUCUUCUCUUAUGGACUCCUUGUCUACGCAGUCAAAAAAAUAUCACAGACUCAAGCUGCUAUGUCGUCAGAAGCUAAGGCAGACCGUAAAGUUACUAAGAUGAUCUUCAUCAUGAUCACCUUCUUCCUCAUUACAUGGGCACCCUAUUCUGGUUUCUCUCUUUACGUUGCCUUUGGGGAAAAUGUUGUUAUUACUCCCCUGGCCGGUACCUUUCCGCCUUUUUUCGCCAAGCUGUGUACCAUUCAUAAUCCAAUCAUCUAUUUCCUCCUAAAUAAACAGUUCAAGGAUGCUCUCAUACAAUUCCUUUGUUGUGGUGAAAACCCAUUUGAUCGUGAUGAGUCUGACCAAGGAGAACGUCGACAUCGACCACUUGGUGGUCGAACUGGAGCUUCGGGAACGAAUCCUCAAGGUGGACGAGGUCGAGCGUCAAGCUUACCGACUGCUACAUCCAUGCUUGACAUCCCACAGGCGGCCUCAACCUCUGCGUUACAGAACAAACAUAACCUAGAACAGGGUGGCGCCUCGACGACCAAGGACGAUAGGGUUUUCGAAAUUUCGUCUAAAAUUCAAAAGUUUGAAAUAUCCGAGAAAAUGAAUGCAUCGUGUUCCCAAGAUGCGUCAGGGGCACCAUCAUCGUCGGGCGUAAUGAAGCCUACAAGGAGAGCUAUGAAGAACCAAGUUGGGUAUUUACCGCCUGUUGAUAACUGAAAGAUAUAUGCCUUAAAAUGACUUCAUUCAAAAUCACACAAAGCUGGUUAGUUUUUUCUUGAUUGAAUAACAUAAACGAUGGUUCUGAAUCUUGAUUUCUGAAUAUAGACAUGCAUUUCAGAACUACAGAGGGGUACAUUUGCCUUGACAAUGGUUUGUUUCAACACCAAGCCUCCCACCACGCAAGACCAACCACAUGCCAUGGCCAAUAAUUCACGAUACAUUGUGGUUCACAUUGAUACAAGUAGGUCCAUCGACGUAUUGAAAAAACACAUUGAAUGACGAAAUCAUUAUUGUUCGCCAUGUUGUAAACAUUAACUUGUUUCCUUUUAUGAUGUCUUGUUUUUUGUACAUACAUUAUUAUCUAAUAUUACACAAACAGGAUCAGAAGUGGAUAAAGUAUGAAAAAAAAAACAUAUAGUCGGAUAUAACUCAAACAUGAACAAUUUAUCAAAAUUGGUGUUGUUUGAAAAAAUAAUAAUAUUUAAUUUUUGAAAGAAAAACGUGCACUUCAUUUCUGGGGUUAUUGCGCAGUGGAAAAGAGAGAUCUUACAGAGAGUACAAUGUUGAAAAUGACAUCAUGAUGUCCAACCUUGGUUAAAAGAUCGUAACAUAGCUGAAUACAAAAUUAUCUUGUCCCCUUCAUUACCAUCAUGAGUCAUCUCAGUCCGUCAUUCAUCCGUCACGCGUCCGUCAUCCUGCAUAAAUGUUAACAUUCAUUUACAAUUUUCUUGUGACAACUAACCUCUCAAUUAUUGAUCAGAUGACAACCAAACUUGAAAUGAAAAGGACUCUGCAUGGAUGUACAUUUUUGAAGAUGGGUGAGAUCACACAAUUCGGUCAAAGUCUUUGGCAUUUAUAAGUUAUAACUUGUACAUAACCCCCUAAAAAAGACUUUCACUGUCUUGUUCUUGACGGAAUUUCACCAUUUAAAGAAUUAAAAAAAAAACGUUCGUUCUUGAAUUAUUUACUCUGAAUUUAUUCUAAUUUGAGUGAUUCUUGACAUCACUACUGUGGAGUGAAAAGUGAGUGAAAAUACACGCAUUCUUUUUAAGAAAAAUACAUCAGAUUCAUACCAUGAAAUGGGUGGCUCCAAAUCUUUUACUGUUCCUCGGGCAAUUUCUAAACAUUAUCUGGUAGAAUAGAGAAUUUUUUAUAGAUCUUAUAUAUUCAUUGCAAACCAUCGUAGCAGGGCGAAAACUCUAUGAGAAGUUAUGGGCAACUUGGGUUAGCUACUGUACCCUAUAUACGUGUAAGUAAGUGGCGCAAUGAGCCAAUAUUUUUAAGGGGCCAGGUAUGGAGUAUGAGGAAAAAAUUACAACAAGCAGCAAGUGAGCAAAAUUUUCGACCUAUUAAAACCUAAUUGUGUGAUAGAUUUUCACAUAAUAUUCAGAGGAUAAUACCAUAUUUCGCCUUUCCUUUUCUGUUCUUUUCUCUCUUUUUAUUUGCUUGGUGUUGAAAAUCUUAGGGGGUUCAUGUCCAUGUCCCUAAGCCCCCCCCCCCCCAUAUGUACGCCUUGUGCCCGACAUACGGAACCUUUUUACAUGUAUUUUUCGGAGAUGAUAAUUUGUCUGCCUUUUUAUGGCGCUUGGGUGAGCCCGCCAUUCUACCAGAGGACAGUUAAAAAUUUGUGGCGCUUUACAGUCAUGUAGGCCUAUAGGUGUAUGAACGAUGAAAGGAAACAGAACUGUGCAUGACAUGGUGGUGUACAACAUUACGCUCCCGGAUUAUGCUGUCACUAUUCUUUAAAAAGUACCCAUCAAUCCCAUUUGUUGGCAGGUCCAAGACUUACUACUGUAGUUCACGUUGUUGUAAUCUUAUAAUGUAAAUUCAAGCCAAAUUGAGAUCACUUUCAUGAUAUCUGGUCUUUUCGUGAAAAUGUAUUGUUACAUUAAUGUUAAUAAUAAUUUUCAUAUAACUCUGAAUUAAUUGGGUUUAUACUUGAGACAAAAUGAAGUUAGUAUCUCAUAAUAGUGUUAUAGAUAAGAUUGUGUAAAACAGAAUAUAGAAAUGAAGAGCCUUUUUAUGCAUUGUUGAUAUACGUUGCUGAAAAACAAAAAUGCUAUGAUGAUUAAAAAAACGUAUCAUCUCUUUGAUUGUGGAAUAACGGGGAAAGUGCUUUAAAUGGGUUUUUGGUGCUCACAACAGUGAAUGAAACAUCCAAACUAAUCACCAAGAGUUCUCAAAGGCGACACUUUUAAAAAGGUUAACCCCUGUUCUCUGGCGCGUUAUUUCACAAAACCUAACGAUCCUAAGCGAAUCAGUGAUGGAGCUUUUGUUAAUGUUUAUUACCCUGAUUUAGAAAGGGGUGUUUAUUUGUUCCAUCUAGUAUCAGAACUAAGCAACAGAAUGGUGCGCAAACGUGAUGCAUUCAUGUGAAGGAUUUUUAGGAGGGUU